This is a messenger RNA of Daldinia caldariorum, 1336 nucleotides long. RefSeq lists its product as uncharacterized. The record is from RefSeq and is a predicted model, not a curated record. The coding region runs from base 231 to 1265 and encodes 344 amino acids. The transcript has a single exon. Lineage: Eukaryota; Fungi; Ascomycota; Sordariomycetes; Xylariales; Hypoxylaceae.
GGGGUAUCUUAAAGGGAAUCUAGCACGGAUUUCGUACAGCAUCAUGUACCUCUAAUGUACGGCCUAAUACCUUAGGUAAAAGGUUGUACCAAUGUAAUUGUACCAGGAGCCCAGGUGCUUAGGUAUUCAUACACGUACCUAAUCCCUCGCCUUAUCAUACCUAUCCUCCUGCAUGUAUUUAGGUACCUACCUUAAAUAUUUCCAUCCACCUCUUCAACUUUUUUUUCGCGAUGCCUUUACAGAUCCCCCACCCAAACACUCCUUUACAUCUAUAUCGACAUCUACUUCGAGAAGCUACAUACCUUCCUCUACUCUGUCGACCUUGGAUAACCGAGCGCAUUCAAGCGCGCUUUCGCGAUUGUAAUGAAAAGCCGGAUCCCAAACCGUAUAUCAAAGAUGCUCACCACUACCUUCGAUACCUCCGUUCCGCAAACACGGGCCAUGUCAGCCGGAUGUUGCGCCUAUGCCACCUAGCUACCGGUAGGAUCGGCAAGCGACGCCGUAUUUUAGGCAGGACUGAGCUGUCCAGUGCCCCUGCGAGCAACUCUGAUAAGCUAGAAGAGAGGCUCGCUCUGGUCAAAGACAAGCAGCGAAAGCCUGACUGGUUAGACAAUUGGGCCGUAGACAAAAUCUUCGCCGUCGCCACCUCGCAAAACCAACUGCAAGGCAAAAACUUACCUUUUAACAUGCGCCGAACGAUCGACCCAAGCAAAACCAUCCCGAAAGAGAACUGUUUCGGCCGCCCGCUUACGGAGAAGUUAAAAAGAAACAAAUUAAAAAAACACUGGGUAUCAACUCUCCGCCAGUUACUGCCCCCAUUGCCCCGUGGGGAGUGGGAACAAUUAGGUGCUAUAGCAAGAGGUGAAGCCGACUCUCGGUAUUAUAAGAUGCCCCCGAGAAGGAAGGUCGCACAAUCGCUUUCGAUAGAUGAUGCCGCCCCGAAGCCAAGCUGGACCGAUUUCGUGACGAAGCCGAUCCGGGCUCUUGAGCGGGGAAAGUCACGGAAGAUGAAGAGCCUUAGUGGGCGCGAAGAUGAAGAUCCCCGGGGACACGGGCGACCCAUUGGCGUCAAAGUAUUAGGCCGAAGAAGACUACGUCGGAGUCUAUACGUUGGCGUCUGGCAAGCAUCGCCGAUCAUAGAGGAGAAUCCUCGGUCAGGCAAGUGGUCUGUAACCUGGGGCAAUACCGAGCAGUCGCUCACCCGUCCCCGGAAGAAAGAUCUUCAUUUCUUCCAAGGUAUCGAUAAAUUUGGCGUACCUGUGUAACCCGCGACCCGAGUAGCUACUAUUGAAUCCUUCGAGUUCCCUUGCUUCGCUAAUCUACGAGAUCUUCUGUG